AUGUCUGUUACUGCUGCUGUCGAUGCGGCCUGCAUCUUCUGCAAAAUCAUCAAAGGCGAAAUUCCAUCUUUCAAACUGAUCGAAACGAAGUACUCGUACUCUUUCUUGGACAUCCAACCUACCACCGAGGCCCACGUUUUGAUUAUCCCCAAGUACCACGGUGCCAAACUGCACAACAUUCCAGAUGAGCAUUUGGCCGACAUCUUGCCUGUUGCCAAGAGACUGGCCAUCGCGCUGGACUUAAAUGUGGAAUCGCCUGAGGGUGUGGGUUACAAUCUGCUGCAAAAUAACGGCCGGAUCGCCCACCAGAUUGUCGACCACGUACAUUUCCAUUUGAUCCCCAAAAGAGAUGCCGAAACAGGUCUGGUCGUAGGAUGGCCAUCCAUCGACACGAAUUUUGAAGAUCUGGGCCAAUUGCAUAAGAAGUUGCUCAAGAAACUCGAAAACUAA
Lachancea lanzarotensis is the source of this 450-nucleotide messenger RNA. RefSeq names its product LALA0S05e04368g1_1 (gene HNT1). Lineage: Eukaryota; Fungi; Ascomycota; Saccharomycetes; Saccharomycetales; Saccharomycetaceae. The record is from RefSeq and is a predicted model, not a curated record. Gene Ontology annotation, molecular function: catalytic activity. Bases 1 to 450 code for a protein of 149 amino acids. Gene Ontology annotation, biological process: nucleotide metabolic process. The transcript has 2 exons.